Messenger RNA from Cyphomyrmex costatus, 932 nucleotides. RefSeq names its product WD repeat domain-containing protein 83. The record is from RefSeq and is a predicted model, not a curated record. Gene Ontology annotation, cellular component: catalytic step 2 spliceosome. Gene Ontology annotation, molecular function: protein binding. The transcript is spliced from 4 exons. NCBI's taxonomy places the organism in Eukaryota, Metazoa, Arthropoda, Insecta, Hymenoptera, Formicidae. Gene Ontology annotation, biological process: mRNA splicing, via spliceosome. Bases 1 to 918 code for a protein of 305 amino acids.
AUGAGUACUGAAUACAAAUUCGAGAAAGAAAUAGACUGCAAGCAAGGAGCCGUUAGAUCUGUACGAUUCAGUGUGGAUGGUUCAUAUUGCAUAACGUGCGGGUCAGAUAGGAAGCUAAAGCUAUGGAAUCCGUACAAAUCUGUUACAUUGAAAACGUAUGGUGGACACGGUGAUGAGGUUAUGGACGCUUGUGCAUCCUGUGACAGCAGUCAGAUUGUAUCUUGCGGAUUAGACAAAUCUAUAAUUGUCUGGGAUGUGUCAACAGGCAUGUCUGUGCGUCGUUUCAGAGGACAUGCAGGUCCUGUCACAACAGUCAGAUUUAACGAAGAAUCAUCAAUGAUCAUUUCUGGAUCUCGUGAUAACAGUGUUAUGUGUUGGGAUGGACGUUCCAAAGCACAAGAAGCAGUGCAAUCUUUGAAUGAUGCCAAGGAUUCUAUUUCUAGCGUGAGAGUUUCAGAUCAUGAAAUCUUAUCUGGUUCUUUUGAUGGCAAAGUACGCACAUAUGAUAUACGAGUAGGAGAACUUUGUGAAGAUUAUAUGGGAGAUGCAAUUACAUGCGCCAGUUUUACCAGAGAUGGACAAUGUCUACUUGUCAGUUGUACAGGCGAUGUAAUUAGAUUAAUCGACAAGGACUCAGGAGAAUUACUCGGCGAAUUCACAGGACAUACUGGAAAGGAUCUGUGUCUGGAAUCUAGCGUAGAUUAUCAAGAUACAAGAAUUCUUUCUGGCUCGAUGGAUGGAAAAUUAUGGAUUUGGGAUCUUGUAUCUCAAAAAGUGGUCGCAAAGCUCUCAGGUUUUAAGCCAACCAAGUAUCCUACUGUAUCUAUAAGUGUCCAUCCACAGAAGAAUUGCUUUCUUGCUUCUAACGGAUCUAAUAUUUUGAUGUGGAGCAUGCAGUCUCACACAGAUAAUGAAUAAUAGUGAAACUUGUU